UGUGGGUAGAAGACGCACAGGAUUCUGGGAGACACAGGCUCAGUAUGAUCUAGGAGGAGAAGAGACUGCAACUGGUAGACGCUGAGAGAGGAUCGGCUGGGUUGGCGCGUUGAGGGGGCCAUGGCCGAAUUCACAAUCCGAGUGUAUAAGAACAAAGACUACAAUGCGGUCCGGAUGUUGUUUGCCGAGGGGAUGCUGGAGCACAUUCCGGCCACUUGCGCCCACUUGUUGAAGCUCCCCCGCUCCCAGUUCAUCCUCUUCAUCUCCUUCAUCAGCCUCCUUUUAGUCUCCAAGUCCUACUUGCUCUCUCUCAUCAGCCUGGCUGUUGUGUUCAUGGGCGGCCGCCGCCUGCUGACCAAAGAGUUCCACCAGUACGUCAACCAGUGCCAACGAGAAGACUUGCUGGACAUCGAGGAGUCUUACAUGGCCAGCAACAACUCCUGCUUCUGGGUGGCGGAGUCCGACGGGCGAGUUGUCGGGAUGGUCGGCGCCCAGUCCGCCCCUCGUUCUAGCGAAGUCAUGCUGCUCAAACGUCUGUCGGUGGCCAAAGACCAGAGGCACAAGGGCAUCGCCAAAGCCCUGUGCGUAAAGGUCAUUGACUUUGCUCGCCAACGGGGGUACCAAAGGGUGACACUGGAGACCUCUAUGAUACAACUCGCGGCUCACAAAUUAUACGAAACCAUGGGAUUCCAGAAGACCGACGACAAGGUCCUCCCGACACUGUUUGGAAGGUUUUCCAACUUCUCCAUCCUGACUUUUGAAUAUCCAAUCAAAGAAUAAUACGCCGAGGUGAAGACGGAUAGAGGACUGCCUUCUCUCGGAGAAUUUAGCACUAUUAAGGUUAUUUUUACAAAAAAAGAAGGAAUGAGCAUGAGAUUAAAAAUUCAAAAAAUUUAUUUUGGAACCAUUUGAAGUUUUCUAAAACUUUUAUCACUGUAGCCAAUAAAUGAUUGCUGCUUG
Rana temporaria (common frog) is the source of this 960-nucleotide messenger RNA. RefSeq names its product probable N-acetyltransferase camello. The coding region runs from base 121 to 780 and encodes 219 amino acids. The record is from RefSeq and is a predicted model, not a curated record. Gene Ontology annotation, molecular function: N-acetyltransferase activity. NCBI's taxonomy places the organism in Eukaryota, Metazoa, Chordata, Amphibia, Anura, Ranidae. The transcript has 2 exons.